AUGGAAAUUAUCGAGACAAAGUCUUUAAGACCUUUUGUCGAGAAAACUCGUGAUGGCGUAGGUGCUGCAUUAGUAACCGGUAAUAGCAAUAUGUUCAGAGAAGCAUUGGAGAAACAAGAAGCUAUGGAAGAUAAGGAAAACCGCAUUAACAAACUAGAGUCUGGUUUGGGGAUUCUUGGCAUGGAAUAUGUUGAAAAGAGGACAAAGGCGUUGGAAGAAGGAAAGAGGCUGCUGGCGUCUGAAGAGAGACAAACAAUUCGAGUAGAAAUAGAGAUGCUCAGUUUUUCUAUUUCACAAAAGACAAAGAAUAUAAUUCGUUUAGCAGGUAUAGUAGUCGAACAACGUUAAAACAGGCUACAGUUACUCUAUGAUAAAAUGUCACACAAAUGUGAUUGUACAGUAUAUAUGUUUACUGUAUUUUUGCAAGCGUUCUACAUAGGAAAGUAUUUUCUAAGAUGGGAUCUGAUGAUAUUUAGGUAAAUAUUUUAAAUCUAUAUUUUAUAUUGCAACAUAUUACAGAUUCAUCCAAGCAAAGGUCUAGGCUUCGCAGUAAGAACGCAAACGAAAAGAAAAAGCUAGAAGAGCUUGUCAAGCAAUACAACUUUGUGAAUGAUAUGUUGGAAGAAAGUGAGAACGCCGUAACAUAUGCACAGGCACUCGCGGGAUCGUUUCCAUGGAUUCAUGAAGAGGACGACAGAGGUAAUAUAUUGCAUUAGUAAAUCUGAGGCAUUAUUUACCACCUGGGUAGUAAAUAGUGCUUUUCAAAAAGAAUGAUUCGGCAAAUUUGGUUUCAAAAUCGACAAAAUAUUGAAAAAAUCAUCCCCAGAAAACGAAAGAAGCACAAAAUGUUGUAUUUAACUUGAAAGGUAGGAUUCCUUUAUUAUUUUACUGUGUCAAACAUAUUCACGGACAAUUUAAAACUUAUUUAAAACUCCGAAGCAUUCACUUCAAACAAAUAGCAAAAACCAUCCUGACUUUUGGGGAAAACCUUGCCGUGAUAUUCUUUAAAAUCCAUUUUAUUUUGUAUGCUAUAGAUUUCCCAAUUUGUACGAUACUAUUUCUUUUGAUAUGUUAUGUUUUCAUUGUGCUGUAUGGUGUUCUGACCGCUGUAUUGUUUUUUUCGAAACUUGUAAAGUAAAAAGCGUUUAUAUUAAAACUUUAUUUCGAACGAUAUAGUUUUACAUUUCGUUUUACCAAAUUUCUCAGCCAUUUCCUGAAGAAAUUAAUGGUAAACAGAAACUAUUUUUAGUUCUAAGUCUGGUGUAAGAGUAGUUCCGUUAUUGUGUUUAUAUUCCAAGCAGAAAUCGAGAAAAAUAACUUUGCAAUAAAGCAAUAAAGUCACACAAGAAGCCGUUUUGAAAGCGUGUGCGUAGAAGAAACACUGCAACACUAUUUGUGGACAGGCCGAAAACAGUUUUAUUUCUGAAAUUUAAUUGAACUGAUAUUUGGAUAUUUUGUUUUAUUCAUUAAAAAUUUAUACUAAAACAAUUAUUCGCCGCAGGCUCAGUGAUUACGGUGAAUAUUCACCUCGACUUCGUCUCGGUGAAUAUUCACCGGUAAUCACUUGUAUCAUAGGAAUUUGAUUACCAUCAUAAAUUUGAAAAAUAUGAAAUCCAGGCCUGCAACCCCUGUAUAUCAACCAAACAAAUAGGGGUGCACCAGAUUUGGAAUUUUCAAAUCCGGCUGAAACCGGAUUUACCGGAUUUGGACAAAAAUUCCGGCUGGAAUUCCGGCCGGAUUUGAGAUAAACUGGUAAUGGGGACAAUUGGAGAUAAAUCAGUAUUCAAAAUGACGGUUUAUGUUUUUUAAUAUUGUUAGUUGGUGUCAGUUUAGAUUUUUGAUUGUGUUUAAACCUUUUUUAAACAUCUUUUUGUUAAUAACUUAAUAUUUUAUAAUAAUAUAAGUCUUUUUUUUUAAACUUUAAAGCUGCCAAAUUGAUGGUUUAUCCCAUUCUUGGUGAACUUUUUAAGGUGAAAACAGAAAUUUAAAUCCGGCUGGAAUUUCUCCAAAUCCGGCCGGAAGCCGGAUGCCGGAAAAUUCAUUAAAUCCGGCCGGAAUUCCGGCCGGAUUUGAAAUCUGGUGCACCCCUACAAACAAACAAACAAAAUUACCUAAUUAUAUCAUGAAAAAAACUGUUGGUAGUUUGCCAUCAGUCUAUUAAUUUCUUUCUCUUUUAGUCGACGUAUUGCCAUUGCGGGCGAAGCGAAAGGCAGUUGAAAUCUACCUCACUGGCUUAAGAUUAGGAGAAGAAUUGUCACUUCUUAAGAAAGAAAUGGUCCAGUUUCUCUCCUAUUAUAAAGACAGUGUAAUCCCUGAUCUUUCAACUUGUUUAAAUUCCCUAAAUAAAGGUAAAUAAUAGAGUUGUAAGUAUAUAAUGAUGUCAUAGACUCAUAGUUUGCGAAUUUGUGUAACCGAAAAUCAGAAAGGAGUCAGACUUUGUUAAAACAUAAAAGAGACCAACUAAAUUGUGUUACCAAUGACAACAAGCAUAUUUCUGAACUAUAAUUCAACAUUUUUAAUAUAGAUGACUUACCAGAUGAUGAUGUUGUACCAUGCAGUACUGACGAUGUGGGAAAGGUAUUAUAAUACAUGACAGUCAGCUUAUUUACGUUAAUUUCGAUUUUCCAGACUGAUUGUGAAUUCAAUUGAGCAUUUACGCAUAACAACAUUUUCUGCAUUUUAUAUGCUAAACAUAUAAUUGGCGAGGCAUAAUACAUCAACCAGAAAUAGGCCCGACUGUUAAAUCGCAAUGUACAGUAUAAUUGACGGACGUACAGUAAUUUUAGAUUCCUUCAUAACUUACAGGCCUAGUAUACUGUUAAAAUUGUAUACUGCCUAUUUUUUUACACUUUGUGAUAUUUUAUGUGCAAACGUGAAGAAAAUGUACUUUAAUUUUGUUAUAAUGAUACCAUUAUCCAAUGGUACCAUCUCGAAUCACUGAAACGUAUGGUUGAAAUGUUAAUAAGUCAAAUUUGAAAAUAUUUAAAACCAUAGCUAAUUAUAAGAUUAUAAGUUUGCCGAGCUUUCAGACCAUAACGUCUCGAUUCAGUAUUGUUAACAUGCUUCUUCCUAUGCUGUAUAUUUAGGGAAAGUAUACAGGGUGUAUCAAAAUAAACGCAAUUCAUCUUUUGCGCUUAAUAACUUUCGAAAUACUAUUUCUACUUAAACGCUUUUAGGCUUACUUCAAAGCCUGUUCUUUUCUCUUUCAAACAAACUAUUAUCCUUGUCUCCAAUGCUAGUAAUAAUUGCACAGGAAAAGAUUUAGUAAAACCUAUCAUUUUAGUUGCUGUUUAAUUAUGCAAGUUUACUAUGUUAUUGUUUAGUCGGUUUAAAUGUUAGAAUUUUCUUCUUUAAACUUUAAUGUUGUCGUCACUACAUCUGGAAAACCACGUAAGAACAAAUUAAAAGUAUUUUAAAAGAGACCAGGUUGUUUGAAAAUCCUAAACAAAUGCUAAAAAUCGUCAAAACAUUCUGGUGUCUGAGCCAGAGUGUCAUCAAACUGCGAUGUAAUGUAAACAGAAAUUAUAGCAAGUUGAUGUCAGUCAGCUUAGAUGGUCCAAGCCAAAAUUAUAUCGCAUUUGAAGUUUCAAACUGAGUUAAAAAUAGUGGAAGAAAAGCCGUAAUUAUACUUAUUGUUACAAUCCAUUUAAUAAAAUGCAACAUUUUUUUGUUUUAAUGAAAAAAAUCAGUUAUUUUCAUGAGAACGAUUUGCUAUUCCAUCUCAAUUUUUUUAAUCUCCAAUCUCAAUAACGUAAAGUAUUAUUACCUGCGAACCAAUGAGUCAAAUUUAAGAAACAACCCACUGUUAGAAAGCUGAAUGGCUACGCUUUAAAAUGAAUGUAAACUUUAACGUUUUCGUCUAUUAUUUGUUUAGCAAUUUACAUUUCAGUCGAGGAUUGCACUUUUUUUGAUACACCCUGUAUAUCUAGACGUCUAAGCCGCUUUUCAAUGGAGGGUGAGAACGCUGUUAUAAAGUCUGGUAUAUUCUUUUGCAAAAAGAUGAUAAAGGAAGGGGCCACUUUAUUUAAGAGCGUUCUUGACGGAUCCUUAGCUAAUCUGGAUAUUGACGAUAGUGAAGAUAAGGAUGGGGAUGAAGAAAUAGAAGAUGAUAGUGAUGUGGAAAUAGAAGAAGCCGUCGAGUGA
Molecule: messenger RNA, 4143 nt
Organism: Paramuricea clavata
Lineage: Eukaryota; Metazoa; Cnidaria; Anthozoa; Malacalcyonacea; Plexauridae
Source: the annotation of a GenBank genome assembly